Messenger RNA from Pseudophryne corroboree (corroboree frog), 5085 nucleotides. Its product is annotated as sphingosine 1-phosphate receptor 1-like. The record is from RefSeq and is a predicted model, not a curated record. Gene Ontology annotation, cellular component: plasma membrane; cytoplasm. Bases 606 to 1757 code for a protein of 383 amino acids. Lineage: Eukaryota; Metazoa; Chordata; Amphibia; Anura; Myobatrachidae. The transcript has 3 exons. Gene Ontology annotation, molecular function: sphingosine-1-phosphate receptor activity. Gene Ontology annotation, biological process: regulation of metabolic process; adenylate cyclase-activating G protein-coupled receptor signaling pathway.
GGGCAGCGUACAGCCUGGGAUCACAGUGGAGGAGGGCCCUGUCUUAUCAUUUGUCUGUAGCAGGCACAGGGUUGGAUCUGUAUACUUCUCCUCUUAGAACUUAGGAAUUUUGGAAAGAAAGAACUUUGCUGUUCAACGAAACGGUCAAGCUUCCACUCCGAGAAAACAAGUUGCCUAUGAGUUAACCUGCUGAAAACAUGAUCUUACUGCAUAGAACAACACUUCCAAGCACUCUGUAUAAUUAUAGUUACAAAGUGCUAUGAGUGGUGGAUAGAUGAAGAAAUGCUGACACCUUCUGGUGAAAGAGUGGAAAUGCAGCAUCAUACAAUGGAUAGGUCCUGCUGGAUAAAGUAAUCAUUGAGAUUGGCUGAAAGACCGCAAAAGAAAAAAUAGCCAACAUUACCUGACAGAGAAAUAAGUUUUGUGACCAGUCAUCUAGGUCUGGGUACCCAUAGAUUUGGAAAGAAGCAAUCUGUGUUUUAUCACUAUUUGGAAACACCUGUCGACGGCCAUAACUCUACUUGUGCUUGAAUAUGAUUUUGUCCAUGCUUGAGGUCCAGCACAGGUUCUAAAGUUGAGAGCUUGAAGAAGAGGAGCUGUGUAACAUGGAUGGAGUAACACAUCAACAUCACCUUGGUCGUUUUUACAGGGAAUACCAGAACAAUAGUAUUAUUGCAUUACAUUACAACUACACGGGGAAACUCAGCACUAGUAGGUACAAGGGAGGACUGAAAGCCGAGGCCUUGGUCUUUUUGGUGGUAUGUGUCCUCAUUGUUCUGGAGAACCUGGUAGUACUUCUGGCCCUAUGGCGCAACAAGAAAUUCCAUUCGCCAAUGUUCUACCUGCUCGGCAACCUGACUUUGUGUGACCUCCUGGCUGGCAUAGCCUACAUGGUGAACAUUGUGUUGUCAGGUGCAAACACUCUCCGCCUCACCCCUGCCAUGUGGUUUGUUAGGGAAGGAGGGGUCUUUGUCACAUUGACUGCAUCAAUAUUCAGUCUUCUUGCAAUUGCUAUAGAGCGUCACAUCACAAUGGUUCGCAUGAAGCUCUACAGCGGAGACAAAAAGGGCCGCAUGGCCUUGCUGAUCGGCGCAAGUUGGCUGGUGUCCAUUCUACUGGGUGUCCUGCCAAUACUGGGAUGGAAUUGCAUCCGAAACCUCCCGUACUGUUCCACCAUCCUACCCUUGUACUCCAAAGGUUACAUAUUGUUUUGUAUCACCAUCUUUCUAGCCAUCCUUAUCUCCAUUGUAGUCCUCUAUCUGCGCAUAUAUAGGAUUGUCAAGAUCAAUAGUCAGAGACUGGGCACUCUUCGUAAGGGAGCACUUAGAAAGUCCCAAAAGUAUAUGGCACUGUUGAAAACGGUUACUAUUGUUGUGGGAGCCUUUAUUGGGUGCUGGCUCCCCCUCUUUGUACUCCUCUUAUUUGAUGUCUCAUGUGAGAUCAAUGCUUGCCCCAUUCUUUUAAAGGCUGAUUAUUUCCUCGGCCUGGCUAUGAUAAACUCUCUCCUAAACCCAAUUAUCUACACGCUGACCAGCAGAGACAUCAGAAGAGCCAUUCUGAAGCUGGUCUGCUUCUUCUGUUUUGUAAAUGAAGAUGGAGAGACCAAAGGUAGGUUUGGAUUUUUCCCUGUCAUUGAAAGAAGCACCAGCAGAUCUGAGAAGUCAUCCCACAAACAUGAGGGCUUGGAGACCACAGCGUCUUCAGGAAAUGGCACUCCAACGCCGGUGAAGUCUCUCGUGUCCACCAAAAAGUACUGAUCAUUGUUAUUGUGGACGAAUGGAUCACUAUACCACAAAACACGUGUAUGUGUUUGUGAAGAUAAAAAGAAGCUGCGCCACUACUCAAGCUAUAAUUGGACUUGAUCUUAAAGUAAGGUGACGGUCAAAACAGCAAUAAUAGAAGGUGUUUCAGAACAACUGUGGAAAUUAGAAUAUUUUUGUUGUUGAAUUGUACGGUGCUCCAUGUUGCUGGUCAGUAGGAAAACUAUAGCCUACAUAUAUAACAUAGAACGAAGACAAAGCAUAGGCAGGACUCUGCUCAUGAGAGAUCUUACAAUGUAAACCUAAUUUAAAAAUUAUGUUCGUAAAUAACAAGAUUAGGUUAUUAUUUUUCUUUAGCAUGAGGUUGACUACAUAUUUUUAUAAAAAGUUUAUAAAAGCAAGCUACAUUUUAUUAAAGCCAGGAAAAAGUGUUGGCUACUAGAUGCUAAUUUAUAUGAGGUAUUACCAGAUGUUGACAAAUGCGUGUAGUUCGGUUUAAUGUCCAGAACUAUGUCUAAUUCAUCCACAGUCAUGGGUGGUUAAAUGGACCAAGAUAGCCAACUACAGUAGAUCAACAUGAGGUCCUAUUAGUGUCCUUCAGGGAUGGCCUUCGCAGUGUACUGCGCGCGCACAUGAAAAGGAGGCAUGAUCCCGGCACAAGGGGGUAUGCCACCAGUCACGGGGGGACCUGUCCUUGUGGCACGUGUUUUUGUAUGCCCACCGAAUAGACCACAGGGAGGCAGAACUGCUCAACCAGCCCCUGGUCCCUCUGCGUGGCUGAAUUGGCCCAUCAGAUCGUCAGCUAAUCUGGUAUUUGCCAAAAGUGCCAUAUGGGCAGUCCAGCCCUGGGCCCCUCAGUCAAUCACUGUACAGGCAACGUCAGCAGUAAAUGGAUAUUUACAUUUUCAUUUAGGAACAACUAAACAGAAAAGGCAGAUGUGUAUUAUUCCUAUCUUAAUACAGAGAGGGGUCUACCCCCAAACAGACCUCAAGUAAGGGCAAAUGGUCGAUGGAUUAGCUAGCAUGUAUUGUAGUACAGAAGCAACUGGGGACUGAAUGAAACACCACAUUAGCUAUAUAUGGAUGCAAACAUACCAGUAUUACUAUAGCUACACCACACCAACAUCUGUCUAUCAGGCAUAGAUGGCUUAUGCAGAAUAGUCCAUCACAGCUUCUGUGGACCUACAUAUUACCGGUUCCAAACUAACCGAAAAUGGUACAGCUCACGCAGUGUGACUGGUGGGUAAAUUGUACAGAGAUUUGUCUUUAUGUGUAAAUAGAAAAUGUCUACAAUGAAUAAUGGAUUGAUUCAAACUGCAUUUAUCACCAAUGCCUAACACAACAACCACAUAUGUAUGCGUGAGGAUGACAUCACUUUAUAUGAUGACCACAGAUAGAUGGCCAAGGGGGUCAGCCAAUAUUAUCCUGUGUGGUUGCGGCAAUGGGUAAGAAGGUGGCACUUGUCUGGCUGGUUCUGGGUCACAAGCAAAGUGUCUAUAGCGGAAGGCUGUUUUACUAAUACAUACUAAUGUGACUAUCUGUUCAACUAAUACAGAAGAUUGUGCGUGGGCAGGCAGAAACCUGCGCCGCAGCAGAUGUCACCGUUAGUAGCAGUAUUUGCACCAGCCUGAGGCUAAGUGCAGUAGAUCUGCUAGAAACAGACUUCCUUUCCCUAGGUAUCCGUUCAGAUGGUCGACCAUGUUAUGGUCGAGUCAUUAGGUCGACCACUAUAGGUCGACAUGGACACAUGGUCGACACAUGAAAAUGGUCGACACAUGACAGGUCGCCACAUGAAAAGGUCGACAUGAGUUUUUUUUACUUUUUUUCUUUUGGUGAACUUUUCUAUACUUUACGAUCCACGUGGACUACGAUUGGAGCGGUAAUCUGUGCCGAGCGAAGCGGUAGCGGAGCGAAGGCACCAUGCCCGAAGCAUGGCGAGCGAAGCGAGCCAUGCGAGGGGACGCGGUGCACUAAUUGGGGUUCCCAGUCACUUUACGCAAAAAACGACACCCAAAAAAGUUUAAAAAAUCAUGUCAACCUUUUCAUGUGUCGACCUUUCAUGUGUCGACCAAGUGUCCAUGUCGACCAUGUCAGUGUCGACCAAUAGUGGUCGACCUAAUGACUGUCGACCAUAACAUGGUCGACCAUUCAUACCGGAACCCUUUCCCUAUACGCACAAAUCACACAGAGUAAAGAUGUGUACACACAGUGAGAUUUAUCCUUGCGAUUUUGACUAUAUAGUGUAAAUCGCACUGUGUUAGGCAGCUUGCGAUACCGAGGCGCACUCCCGCGGGGUCAGUAUCGCAAGACUAGAUGGACUGUGCAGGCAAGUAAAUCUUGACUAUCUAGUGUACUAUCUAUAUCUAGUACAAAGUCUAGUCAAAAUUGGCACUUAAGUCCAAAUCGCUCUUAGUCAAAAUUGAAGGUACAGAUAGUCAAAAUCGGUGCUUCUGGGAUCUGGGGGAGUUCAGCGGAAUUCGCAAAGUCAAAAUCGAAGAUAGCCAAUAUCUCACCGUGUGUAUGCACCUUUACUUACACGCAUACAAGUCAGGGUGGUUCCACGCAAUCGUAUACAUGCCCCAUUUCAUGGAAAGAAGGUUCCGGCCAAGUUGUGUCAGACUCAAAAUAGGACAGGCUUAGCAAAAUGUGGAAGGUGAGACAUCAAAUAUUCUAGGUGUCCACUCUGUGUUCAUUCUAGAAUAUUCCCCUUCCGUAUAUAAGUGAUCGGCCAAUGUCUGUUGACAGUUGAGCAGUUUUGCGUUGUUUAUUGUGUUUUUAUUAAUUCUCAAGCUUUAGAGCCAACCUAGCAAAACCGAUGUCAUAUUCGGAAUCAGCAUUACAACGUUACACCCAAAUCGUUCUACUAUGAUCAGCAAUAAAAUGAGUAUUGAUCAGUGCAAUGGGUCACAGGAUUUGGUGCUAAAGCCCUACUGUAAUAAAUUCUUACAAUACAAAAAAAUAUCAAUAUUCUAGCAUAUGAUAAAUAAACGCAUUAAUUAUUGUCUCUCUAACAGAAGAAGAGGAGGGUGCCGGUAACAGCACCAUGCACACACAGGUCAAGAGAUGAACACGGAAGUCAGAGAUUUAGGGUUAAGGCCAUUUCUAAGUACAGCAACCUUACUUUAGACAUUUAACAUUAAUUUAUAGGAAAGGGCCAAGUAUUAUCUGUAAAUUAAGGCAAUUUAUCAAUAUUAAGACUUAUGAAAUGAACUGAAAGAACUGCAAAAUUGAUGCAUUUGUAUUUUGUUGUAAAUAUAUAAACAUGUACGUGUCCACAUUAACCAUUUCUCUGCUCGAAGCAUUAAAAUGGUCAAUUCAACAAUCA